AUGUCAAAGAAGCUAACAGAAUUGGAAGCAGCAGCGCUCACGUCAUUUACGCCGGCGGGUCAAGCGGCGCUAUACAAUAUCCACCUAGCACAGCAAGCUGAGAAAGAUGAGAGGGACGCCUUGAAAGCCGCAGAGGAAAAGAAGAAAAAGUUGCUGGAAGAUGUCAGACCGGAAGAAGUGAGGCCUGGGGAAGUGGUUGAUGGCUGGAUUCAAGAGUGGUGUCCACCUCUGUAUCAAUUCCUCGACAUUUUCGCCGCUCCUCACCUUGCCAUUGGCAUCUUCAUUCUGUUUCACAUGACGUAUUGGUAUACGACGCCAUGGUAUAUCCACUUCCUGAUUCCAUGGCCAACAAUAUACUUGAUACCGAUAUAUUGUACUUGGAAAUGUAUGAAGAACCCCAAGGACAGGGUAUUAUUGCUAUCCUACUGGCCUAUACUGUGUGUGCUGGAAUACCUCGAGAUCUUACUAUUCAGGGAUCAAGCUCGAUCGAUGGUUUGGUGGCCUAAACUGAAAGCGAUUUUUUGCUUCGUCAUCUAUUGUGUUAUUGAUAAUGAUGUGAUUUUAGAUUCAAGAGGCAAACCAAAAGACAAAAAACCUGUAUAUGGAGCCGUCAAACUCAUAGAAAGGUUUCUCCCUUCUCCGCCUGAAGAAAAGUCCAAGGAUGCCAAAGAAAAAGAUAGAAAAACCAGUGAAGACAAGGACAAGGACAGAAGAUCAAGCAGAGAAAAGAAAUCGAGUAGAGGUAAAGAUGAAAAGGAUAAAAAGAAGGCCAAAUAA
This is a messenger RNA of Kwoniella shivajii, 777 nucleotides long. RefSeq lists its product as uncharacterized. Lineage: Eukaryota; Fungi; Basidiomycota; Tremellomycetes; Tremellales; Cryptococcaceae. The transcript is spliced from 6 exons. The record is from RefSeq and is a predicted model, not a curated record. The coding region runs from base 1 to 777 and encodes 258 amino acids.